Molecule: messenger RNA, 1930 nt
Organism: Glycine soja
Lineage: Eukaryota; Viridiplantae; Streptophyta; Magnoliopsida; Fabales; Fabaceae
Product: probable flavin-containing monooxygenase 1
Exons: 5
Coding region: 111-1679 (522 amino acids)
Molecular function (GO): flavin adenine dinucleotide binding; N,N-dimethylaniline monooxygenase activity; NADP binding
Source: RefSeq, a predicted model, not a curated record
CUUUCUUACUAUAUUUUAAUAAUUUAAUGUAGUUCGAAAGCAUUCGCUUCGCUACAUACAGCUUGAGAUUUUCUUCUUGCAAUUGUUGUUGUCUUGUCUCCAGAGCUGAAAUGGAAAGAAGGGUUGUAAUUAUUGGAGCAGGAAUCAGUGGCCUUGGUGCCUGCAAAUACCUUCUAGAGUUUGGAUUUAACCCAAUUGUCUUUGAAGUUGAUGAUGGUGUUGGAGGACUAUGGAGACAUACCAUGGACUCCACCAAGCUCCAAAACAAUAAACAAAUGUUCCAGUUUAUGGAUUUUCCAUGGCCUUCUUCUGUGAAAGAAGAUAAUCCAAGUCACAAGCAAGUGCUAGAUUAUGUUAACUCCUAUGCUGAACAUUUUUCCCUCAUUCCUUACAUUAGAUUCAACUUCAAAGUCAUUGACAUAGAUUAUGUUGGUGGAGAGUCUAGUGAAGAAAUGAAGUCAUGGGAAUUGUGGGGUGGUAAUGGCAGGCCCUUUUGCUCCAAGGGAACUUGGCAUAUUGCUGUGCAACAUACCAAAAAUUUAUCCAUAGAGAUGCAUGAGGCCGAGUUUGUUGUUCUUUGCAUUGGGAAAUAUAGUGGUUUUCCAAACAUUCCUGAAUUCCCCCCAGGAAAAGGCCCAGAAGUUUUCAAUGGCAAGGUUAUGCACUCCAUGGACUACUCGAAUUUGGACAAUGAGACUGCUGCUGAACUGAUCAAAGGAAAAAGAGUUACAAUAAUAGGCUCACAGAAAUCUGGUCUUGAUCUAGCAGCUGAAUGUGCGAAUGCAAAUGGAGUGAAGCAUCCUUGCACAGUUAUCCAAAGAACCGCACACUGGUUUCUUCCAGAUUUUAACUUUUGGGGUGUUAUUGCUGGAUUCUUGUACUUCAAUCGCUUUGCGGAGCUUUUAGUUCACAAGCCAGGAGAGUCCUUCCUACUUGGCCUUGUUGCCACUCUGCUUUCACCAUGGAGAUGGGGAAUUUCUAAACUUGUUGAAACUACUCUAAAAUGGAAGCUGCCAUUGAAGAAGUAUGGAAUGGCACCCAAUCACAGCUUUCUUCAGGAUCUCUCCACAUGUCUGUUUGCGGUGUAUCCUGAUAACUUUUUUGACAAACUAAAAGAAGGAUCCAUCAUUAUGAAGGGAUCGCAAAACUUUAGCUUUUGUAGAGAAGGUGUAAUCAUUGACGGAGAAGCUAAGCCCCUGGAAUCAGAUAUUGUAUUUUUUGCCACUGGAUACAAAGGUGACCAAAAAAUCAAAAACAUAUUCAAAUCUCCACUCUUCCAAAAGUACAUCAUUGGGCAAGCAACCUCAACAGUUCCUCUCUACAGACAAAUAAUUCACCCUCAGAUCCCCCAGUUGGCAAUAAUAGGAUAUGCCGAGAGCCCAUCAAAUAUAUUUGCCUCGGAAAUGAAAAGCUUGUGGCUAUCACAUUUCUUGGAUGGAAACAUAGAGUUGCCUAGUAUAAGAGAGAUGGAAAAGGACGUGAAAUUGUGGGAAGACAAUUUGAAGCAAUAUGGUGGGAAAUAUUAUUGGAAAACAUGCAUUGCUCAUUGUGGCAUAUGGUAUCAUGAUCAAUUGUGCAAAGACAUGAAGCAUGACCCUAGAAGGAAGAAUGGCCUUUUUUCGGAGUUGUUUGAACCAUAUGGCCACGCUGAUUACGCAGGUCUUACUCGUAAAAGAUAAUUUGCAAGAAAUUAUUAAGUUUGUUUGGUUGUUGCAUCUCUUCCAUAAUGAGAAUUUGUAUGGGUCUUGGAUUACACCGGUACUUGCAUGUUAAUUUUUUAUUAGAUUUUCUUUAUCACUAUAUUAUUGGUACGAAUUAGGUUGGGAGAGGAAAUUCUAAUUAAAGUGGUCAGUCUUGGUUGUUGCAUUUCUUGGUUUUUUUUUUCUUGUUGAUGCCUUACUCUUUGCAUAAAGAAUUAUCAUUUUUGAUA